AACCCGACAUGGACCACCCUCACCACCCUCCUCCCGGUCACGGCCACCCACCGCCUCAACAUGGGCACUAUGAAAGGACAACCGCCGAAUUCUUCAACCACGCCUCGGCCCGGCGCAUCGACACACAAUGCGUCAUCGCCGCCACCCUCAAAAGGCAAUAUCCCAACCUCGAACUAACCAUCGCACCCAUCUACUCGGUCAACCUUCUCGGCUUCGCUGCGGCCGGCCACGCCACCAUCACCCCGCUCACCGAAGACCUCUGCUCCUCCGCCAACAAAUACCCCACCAGCCUGUCCACAACAUCCUACGUCCCGCCCGCCCGACGCAUCGACAACUCCCCCGGCUUUUUGGUCAAGGACAUCAUCUUUGCCAAGUACCUCCUCAAAUGGCAAUCCAAGGAAUUCAUUCUGUACAUCGUCGACGGGCGCGACGGGGCCUCGGCCUACCCGCACCUGAAGAACAACUACAUCCUGGCUCCGUCGACGCACCACUCCGAGUCGCUGUUGUUGGCCGCCGGUAAAUGGUCCGACUCGCUGCUGAAUGAGAUUUGGGUAUAUGAUCACGGACGGUGGGAGAAGAGUCGGGAGCUGUGGGAGAGUAUCCAGGGAGCGAGCUGGGAGAAUGUGAUUUUGGAUGGAGACAUGAAGGAGGCCCUUAUCCAGGAUCACCUGAAUUUCUUUGAGAGCAAGGAGACGUACAAAAAGUUGAAGGUGCCAUGGAAGAGGGGAGUCAUUUAUUGGGGCCCGCCGGGGAACGGCAAGACGAUCAGUAUCAAGGCCAUGAUGAAGACGUUGUUGGAUCGGGAGGAUAGCGUGCCGAGCUUGUAUGUGAGGAGUUUGGUUUCGUACGCCGGCCCUGAAUACGCCCUCUCGCAAAUCUUCCAAAAAGCCCGCCAGUUCGCCCCCUGCUACCUCAUCUUUGAAGACCUCGACUCCCUCGUCACCGACAACGUGCGCUCCUACUUUCUCAACGAAGUCGACGGCCUCAAAUCCAACGACGGCAUCUUCAUGAUCGGAUCCACCAACCACUUGGAACGGCUCGAUCCCGGCAUCUCCAAGCGUCCUUCGCGGUUCGAUCGCAAGUACCUCUUCCCCAACCCGGACCUCAAGCAAAGAGUCGCGUACUGCAAGUUCUGGCAGAACAAGCUAAAAGGAAACGAGACCAUUGAGUUUCCGGAUGUGUUGAUCCAGAAGAUUGCCGAGAUUACGGAUGAUUUCAGCUUUGCGUACAUCCAGGAAGCCUUUGUGGCGAGUUUGCUGACUAUUGCGAGGGAUUCCAAGGAGAAGGAGGAGAUUUUGGCAAGGAGUGGGAUCGAGGAUGAUUGGGAGAGGUUGACCCUUGGAGACUCGGAUGGCAGUGAUGAUGGAGGUGACGGUGGAGAUGAGGAGGAUCUGGACAAGUAUGUGCUUUGGGUUGAGAUCAAGAAGCAGGUUGCUAUCCUGAGGGAGGGGAUUGAGCAUGAGGAUUGAUGCUCGUAUUAGCCAUGCAUUCACGUCUACUGAAAGGGUGGACUCGAAGAGUACGGGUUUACGAAAAGUCCAGCGGGCGAACUAUGUGAUUGAGUACAGCUAAAGCAUAGGUACCUCUACUGCUAUUACCAAGCAAUUACACUGACUUUUCAUCAUUG
Molecule: messenger RNA, 1627 nt
Organism: Neurospora crassa OR74A
Lineage: Eukaryota; Fungi; Ascomycota; Sordariomycetes; Sordariales; Sordariaceae
Product: ATP-dependent Zn protease
Exons: 2
Coding region: 9-1469 (486 amino acids)
Biological process (GO): protein import into peroxisome matrix
Cellular component (GO): cytosol; peroxisomal membrane
Molecular function (GO): ATP hydrolysis activity; ATP binding
Source: RefSeq, a predicted model, not a curated record